AUGUCACCAGUCACACGACUGGUAAAUCCAAUCAUGGAAACCACGACCAAAAUCGCCCGUUGCGUCUCCGAAGAGACCACACCCCCUAAGUCCCUCAACUUCAGACAAUCAGCCGAUCUCUGGUUCUCAAAUAACUGGAUCUGGUUUCUGCUCCUUCUCAUCUUGACAGUGAUCACCACUUGCACCUUCGUCGUUCUGUACUGUCGAUCUCUGCUUCGGAUCAAUCUGAUUAAGCGAGAGAUGAAAAAGGGGAACUGGUCUGAGCGUCGGGCGGGAGAUGUCGAGGAUGGGAAUUCUUCAGUACAGACGCCGGAAUCGUCUACUGAUUCAUUAAGACUCACACCUUCGGUUUCUUCCGCUGGGAAGCCUAGCGAGGAACAUACUGAUAGGAAAUGGUGGUCUCGGAAGAAGCCUGGAGAAACCUAG
Messenger RNA from Glarea lozoyensis ATCC 20868, 426 nucleotides. RefSeq lists its product as uncharacterized. The record is from RefSeq and is a predicted model, not a curated record. The coding region runs from base 1 to 426 and encodes 141 amino acids. The transcript has a single exon. NCBI's taxonomy places the organism in Eukaryota, Fungi, Ascomycota, Leotiomycetes, Helotiales, Helotiaceae.